This is a messenger RNA of Merops nubicus (carmine bee-eater), 1166 nucleotides long. RefSeq names its product eukaryotic translation initiation factor 3 subunit A-like. The transcript is spliced from 4 exons. The coding region runs from base 1 to 717 and encodes 238 amino acids. The record is from RefSeq and is a predicted model, not a curated record. NCBI's taxonomy places the organism in Eukaryota, Metazoa, Chordata, Aves, Coraciiformes, Meropidae.
AUGGAUGACGACAGGGGACCGUGGCGUAGUGCAGAUGAUGACAGGCUCUCCAGAAGAGAUGAUGACCGGGGUCCGUGGCGGAGCGGCGAGGACUCAAGGCCAGGUCCUUGGAGACCAUUUGGUAAACCAGGGGGCUGGAGAGAACGAGAAAAGGCUCGUGAGGACAGCUGGGGGCCUCCCCGGGACUCCAGACCUGCCGGGGAGCGUGAGUGGGACAGAGACAAGGAGCGUGAGGAGAACGAGAAGGACCGGGAAUUCGACCGGGAGAGAGACUUCGAUCGAGACGACCGCUACCGGCGUCCCAGGGAUGACGCCGGUUGGAGGAGAGGACCAGCUGAGGAAACUUCUAGCUGGAGAGAUUCAGGUCGUCGUGAAGAAUGGGACAGAGGUGGCCGUGACAUGAGAGAUCGACGUACUGAUGACAGAGAACCACCCGUCAGAAGAGGACCCCCACCCAGACCUGACCGUGAAGAACCCAGCUCCUGGCGGCGUGCUGACGACAAGAGAGAAGAACGCGGAGAGGAGCGGGAAACGGUGCGGCGGUCGGCUCCUGCUCCUGCUGCUCCUCCAGCUGCUGCUCCCCCUCCAGCCUCCAAGGAUCGAGAAAGAGAGGGGGAGAAGGAGAAAGGUUCCUGGAAAACAGAAAAGGAGCGUGAGCCCGUACGCCGUACUAAAAACGAGACAGAUGAGGAAGGGUGGACCACUGUACGACGUUAAGUGAAAGUCACAGAGUUUAACCAAUGUUUUAGCUUUGAUUUGAUCGAAUCCAUGGAUUAUAUUUGUGCUUAUAAACAUUCUGAAUUGGAAUUCUUUAACAAAUGUUUUGAAGUAACAUGAAAGCAUGAGCUUGAAUUACUUACUCGUAUAGAUUGAUCAUGCACAAAACUCACAGCAGAAGGUUGGAAAUUGGAAGCCAGAUUUUGAAAUUUCAAAUUAUGCUUAUUUCAUGGGUCAUUUGUUGCUAAAAUAAAAAGAAGCAAGCCCAAAAGCUGUCUUGAGUACUGCUUCUAUCUCGCACCAAAGCAGCCUGACCUUUUUAUUUUUAGCCUUUCUUAAUUUGGAAUGGGGUAUUAUCGUCACAGAACAUGCAUUUGAAAACACCUCUGUUCACACAGUGGAGCUGUUGAAAAAGCAGAGCUAAAUGAAUUUCCAUAAUUAGCCAAAAA